Molecule: messenger RNA, 864 nt
Organism: Rasamsonia emersonii CBS 393.64
Lineage: Eukaryota; Fungi; Ascomycota; Eurotiomycetes; Eurotiales; Trichocomaceae
Exons: 2
Coding region: 1-864 (287 amino acids)
Source: RefSeq, a predicted model, not a curated record
AUGACUUCGACAGUGUCAAUCCCUCAAUUCCUCCUUCCACGGGGCAUCUCACAGCAUACCCUGCGCUACGCCGCAGCUACGGUACAUGCUGGUCCUGGUCGAGGAACAUCAUCCGCACGGGAAGUAGUAGGACGACGCGCAUUCACGUCCUCAUCAUGGAGAAAGUCAUCAUCAUCACCAGAGGAAGGAAAACCGCGCGUCCUGGCCCAGCCUGACAAAUUCCGUCCUCCUUCCCACCCGGCGCGACGGGUGAUACCGACUCGCAAUGGCAAGCUCGUUGAUGCAGCGCCGUACAAUUACCCUGGUCCGCCUCUGUCGGAAAAGGAAAAGGAAGAAAUGAAGAAGAAACGGUAUCCGAACAUGUUCCCGCCCGAGGGGACGGUUAUGCAUAAGUUCUUGACGUCGCGGUGGAUUCAUGUGUGGAUUGCUAUGGGCGUGCUCACCUCCCUGGCAACAUUUACCUUCACGGAUAACUUCAAACGCACGUCUCCGUUCGCCCAUCUGCUCCCACCGUGGUCCGGACUGCUCACCCACCCCAUCGACACAAUUUCCCAGGCCUUGACGGUCUACAGGAUGCACGUCGAACAUAUGUCGCGAUUGACGCGAGAAAAGCGGCAUCAGCGCAUCGCGGACGCUGAGAAGCGGCGGCAGUACCGUAUCGCCCACGGACUAGAAGAACCAGACCAGGCAGGUGCUCGAGACGGCCCGACGCCGAUGGUAGAUGAUCAGUCACCUAUUGCGCCUGGCGCGGAUCGGUCGCCUCAGGAGAGUGACUCUCAAGAGGCUGCUGCUGCGGGCGAGAAUGUGUACCGGGAUUUCGAGGGCAGGAAGAGGCCAGUGAAAAAGUGGCUUGGAAUAUGGUAG